UCAAAUAAGAAUAAAAUGGUUGUCGCACUAAAAUUGCUACCUGUGAUAUAUGUAUUUAUUUUAAACUUUUCUUCGUUAACGGCGGAAUGUAAUAUUCCAAUAGUAUUAAGGAACACAUGGUUCUCUUUUGAGAAUGGUAGACAGACCAUCACCGAUAUCAAUGCUAGUGAAAUGACUGGGAAGGGUACAUGCAUCAAUAUAAAGGCAGAUUACCAUGUGAAUUACACAAUGGUAUUUCAGUACACCAACUGUUACUACUGUGUAAAGCUCAUAGUCCGUACAGUGAAUGUAUUGGAGAAACUGGAGACCCCGUGUGUGGACCUGGCACCCGACGAAGAGCCUACUGUAGAAAGAGUCUGCCGCGGUCUAAGACCUGAUCAGCAUUUGAUCACUUUAUUUUCUGAGAACUCGGUUCCUGUCAAUUGUCGUUCAUCUUUAGAAGGUGUCUGGCAGUUUGCUUAUCAGAACCGUUUUCGUUUCACGGGUGAAUGUAACCACCCUGACGCUCAGAUAAAGUCCUGUCAGACAGCUGGAACUCAGUUCUUGAUAACCAAUCAAAAGUUUAAUAUUACAUAUCGCAAAUGUCCUGGAAUGUCUGGAACAUUUGAUGGUACUGUGGAAUACAGUUGUUUGGGUCACUGGUUCGUCGACAAGAAUCAUUUCUUCGCUGUCGCGAAUACCAAAGAAUCGCGUAAAGACGAGAGGUACCGUUGCUUCCUGAAGAACAGAGAUGACGAUCUGUAUGUCGGUGCGUCUAUUACACCUGAAUGCAAUACUUUGAAAACUGUCGAGAAGUCACCCGAAAGAUAUCGAGUCACUGCUGUAAAGGCGGAAGUAGUAGAACCGGGAUGCCGUCUCCCGAAAAACUUCUCUGGUGACUGGAUCAACACAGCCAAUAUCGACGCUGACGUGUUCAUCAACGAAACGCACAUCAUCGAGACCUACUACCCCGACGAAGGGCGGUUUAGGCGUACUAUCUAUGUUUGCAGAGAACAACGUGACAGCAGAGUGAUGAUGGCGCGUCUAACUGUUGAUGGUUGUCAAAAGGAUUACAUAUGCUUCGACUUCGUUCCACAACAUCAUAACGUUAUUAGAUACCGCAAAAGCCUAGCAAUGAUUCAAAGCAAUUUCCACACAGUCUGUUCAUGGGUACAAUUUCCAAAUCGGCAAAAAUGGCGCUACGAUUUGUUCUUAAAAAGAGACCCAACUCCGAUCCGUUGUCCUGUCGCAGGCAAAUUCAACUUCACACAAAAAGGAGACGUGAAAUUCGAGACUAGAAUCCUUGGAGGUGUGACUCUUAGUCCUCGACCAAACUUAUAUUGCAAAUUAAACAUUAGUGAUUUUUCUGUAUGUGAUACAGAUCAGAAAACAAUACAAAUAAAAGAGAAUUACUGUCUCUCGGUGGACUACUUGGGUAGACCUGUUGAUAUUUACAGUGACCCUGACUAUAAAAUGAAAUGUAUUGGAUAUUGGAAAGAGAAUCUCAAAUCUUAUUUGAUUACUUAUGAUGAAUUGGAUCCAUUCUCUAAGUACAGAUGUUGGGUGUAUCAGAGGGCGGAUCUUAACAGAGUCCUAAUGUCACAAGCGCUAGGUCCGUAUUGCGAUCUAAACCAAGACGUGACUUCAUGGAAUUACACAGAGGGCGCUGCGGUCGCCGUUGAAAUGGAAGAGUACGAGCGAGAGAGGGAUCAAUGUCCCAUGCAUUUUGAUGACGGCAGUGACCCCUGGUCAACUAAAGAGAACUUUGUAAAAAUAUUCACAUUUUCAUACUCAUUUUGGAAAAGCAACAAAGCUGCGCCGUUAUUAGCCAGUGUUGUUACUUUGGUAUUACCUAUUGUAGCGAAAGUAUUGUUGUAAGUGCCUUAUGCGUGUAUGUACGUCACUAUCAAGUUACUAAUGAGUGUAUGCACGUCACUAUCGUAAAUAAAUAUUUUAGGGGUAGAUUACAACAAGUGUCACAACUUUUCUCUAACAAUAUUGUCAGUUUUUAAAUGGUCAACUUGAUCAUUUAUUGAACAAUAGCAUCUGGUCUGUGUUCAGAUUUUUUUUUUCUUUGGACAAAUUGAAUGAUUACAUACUGCUGUUAUCAACCUAUCCUCAUAAGUAUGUGGUAUUAUUUUGUUUGAGUAGCAACACACUUUUUGACAAAUUAUUUUAAAUCACCCUGUAUUUUAUAAGUGGACAAACAUAUCUAUAAUAGAUAGACAACACAUUUAUUAUAAUAAUAUUCAGUGGCUUACUAUAAUUACUAAACUAAGCUGUUUAUAAGAAAUCUCUAAGUAUAGAAAGAAUAGAUAGUUUCUAAUUGUGCAAAUGUGUGCCUCAUAAACCAGUUAAGAAUUUUAGUAAUUUAGUUUAAGUAAUUUAGUGCCUUGAAGUAAUUUAAGAGAUCUUAUAACUAUGUCCGUCCUUAAUGUAGCUUAGAAUAUGCACUUUUCCCAUGACAUUUCCUUGAUUUUAUAAGUAUUUUUCCCAUUUGGAGCAGCAAUUGUAAAUCAACAGUAUCCAAUUACAGACAGGUAUGUGUACGAUCCACGAUGUGAGAGAAUUGACAUUUUUAUAUUGCUGUAGGCAUUUACCACACAUAUAAGAAUUCACUUGGGCAGGUAAAAAGAAGCUUUAUAUCCAUGUAAUACGAGCAAAAAAGACGCGUGUUCCGUGUCGGCUGUCUGAGCGGAAGCGAAACGCACCCAUUUUAUUUCAGCAUGACAAUGAUCGAAUUUUUGAAAUUCGAAUGGGUAAGUAAUCGGCAGUUAGUCAACUCGUUUAGCAAGUUAUAAAGGUGUUUUACAGUCCACACUGGAAUAAGCUUAUUCCAGAGGCACCAUUCCUCAAUCUCUAGAACCACAGGUAGCUCCCUAAAUCUGCAACUAUUAUAGCAGUGUUAUUUUUAGGUAAUUGGGUACCUUCUCUUAAUUUAGUUAAGUGUAACCACAACACAGUGUAAAGUGUAAACGUAACAACAUUACAAGUGUAGAUUAAAGAUCCAUAAAUGAUUUAUGGAAUAUAUAAUAAAAAACAAAUCGGUUCUAUGGAAUAUUUUAUUUUGUUUUAUUGCCUUUUACUUAAAAUGAUGUGUUUUUUAACGUUUUUGUACCUGUGUUCACAAAAUGCAAUAAAUAAUUGGAAUAAUUAAACUUAUUUGUUUUCUAAUUAAAAAUAUGACCAACAGGAGAUUAUUUAUCUCACAAAAUUUUUAUUAAAAUUCAUAAUAGGCUUUCCAAAUGGUGGUCAAUUCAUGAUGCAGAACAUAAUGGAAGCAAAUUUUUUUAACAAAAUUGUACACAGAAAAUUAACAUUAUUAUAAAAUUCCAUUGACUUACAAUUAUAUGGACGUCGGGUCCGCGCUAAAAAGUGUCCGCACUUGUAAGG
Messenger RNA from Hyposmocoma kahamanoa, 3372 nucleotides. RefSeq lists its product as uncharacterized. The record is from RefSeq and is a predicted model, not a curated record. Bases 16 to 1857 code for a protein of 613 amino acids. The transcript has 9 exons. NCBI's taxonomy places the organism in Eukaryota, Metazoa, Arthropoda, Insecta, Lepidoptera, Cosmopterigidae.